This is a messenger RNA of Zonotrichia albicollis (white-throated sparrow), 2196 nucleotides long. Lineage: Eukaryota; Metazoa; Chordata; Aves; Passeriformes; Passerellidae. The record is from RefSeq and is a predicted model, not a curated record.
GUCUCUUUAGUCAGCCUUAUAGCUAAUGCCCUGGGCUACUCGGAACUAGGUGCCAUAAAAUCCCUUAGGACCCUAAGAGCCUUGAGGCCUUUAAGAGCGUUGUCCCGAUUUGAGGGCAUGAGGGUGGUUGUCAAUGCCUUGGUUGGCGCUAUCCCUUCCAUUAUGAAUGUCUUGUUGGUCUGCCUUAUCUUCUGGCUGAUUUUCAGCAUUAUGGGGGUUAACCUGUUUGCCGGGAAAUAUCAUUACUGCUUUAAUGAAACAGCUGAGCAUCGCUUUGAGAUAGAUGUUGUUAACAACAAGACAGACUGCGAGGCUCUGAUGCCACCCAACUCCACGGAGAUCCGAUGGAAGAACGUGAAAAUUAACUUUGACAACGUUGGGGCAGGAUACCUGGCUCUGCUGCAAGUUGCUACGUUCAAGGGCUGGAUGGACAUCAUGUAUGCAGCUGUAGAUUCCAGAAAGCAAGAAGAGCAGCCCAAAUACGAGGACAACAUUUACAUGUACAUUUAUUUUGUUAUCUUCAUCAUCUUUGGCUCCUUUUUCACCCUGAACUUGUUCAUUGGUGUCAUCAUCGACAACUUCAACCAACAAAAGAAAAAGUUUGGAGGUCAAGACAUUUUCAUGACAGAAGAGCAGAAGAAGUAUUACAACGCCAUGAAAAAACUGGGCUCAAAGAAGCCUCAAAAACCCAUUCCCCGACCUCUGAACCGCAUCCAAGGAGCCGUGUUCGACUUUGUCACCCAGCAAGCCUUCGACAUCGUCAUCAUGAUGCUCAUCUGCCUCAACAUGGUGACCAUGAUGGUGGAGACGGACACGCAGAGCAAGCAGAUGGAGGACAUCCUGUACUGGAUCAACUUUGUGUUUGUCAUCUUCUUCACCUGCGAGUGCGUGCUCAAGAUGUUCGCCUUGCGGCACUACUACUUCACCAUCGGCUGGAACAUCUUCGACUUCGUGGUUGUGAUUCUGUCCAUCGUGGGGAUGUUCCUGGCUGAAAUCAUUGAGAAGUACUUCGUGUCGCCCACGCUGUUCCGAGUCAUCCGCCUGGCUCGCAUCGGCCGCAUCCUGCGCUUGAUCAAGGGAGCCAAGGGGAUCCGCACGCUGCUUUUUGCCUUAAUGAUGUCCCUGCCCGCCUUGUUCAACAUCGGCCUCCUGCUCUUCCUGGUCAUGUUCAUCUUCUCCAUCUUCGGCAUGUCCAACUUCGCCUACGUCAAGCACGAGGCCGGCAUCGACGACAUGUUCAACUUUGAGACCUUUGGCAACAGCAUGAUCUGCUUGUUCCAGAUCACCACGUCGGCCGGCUGGGACGGGCUCCUGCUGCCCAUCCUGAACCGGCCCCCGGACUGCGACCUGGACAAGGAGCACCCGGGCAGCGGCUUCAAGGGGGACUGCGGCAACCCCUCGGUGGGGAUAUUUUUCUUUGUCAGCUACAUCAUCAUCUCCUUCCUGAUCGUGGUCAACAUGUACAUCGCCAUCAUCCUGGAGAACUUCAGCGUGGCGACGGAGGAGAGCGCCGACCCGCUCAGCGAGGACGACUUCGAGACCUUCUAUGAGAUCUGGGAGAAGUUCGACCCCGACGCCACGCAGUUCAUCGAGUACAGCAAGCUGGCGGACUUCGCCGACGCCCUGGAGCACCCGCUGCGCGUGCCCAAGCCCAACACCAUCGAGCUCAUCGCCAUGGACCUGCCGAUGGUAAGUGGGGACAGGAUCCACUGUUUGGACAUCCUGUUUGCCUUCACCAAACGCGUCCUGGGGGACAGCGGGGAGCUGGAUAUCCUGAGACAGCAGAUGGAGGAGAGGUUUGUGGCUUCCAACCCUUCCAAAGUGUCUUAUGAGCCCAUCACCACCACGCUGCGGCGCAAGCAGGAGGAGGUGUCGGCCGUGGUGAUCCAGAGGGCCUACAGGGCUCGUUUGGCGCGACGGGGCUUCGUCAGCCGCAGGCCUGCCGCCACCAAACUGGAGAACGGGGGAGCCAACAGGGAGAAAAAGGAGGGCACGCCCUCCACGGCGUCCCUGCCCUCCUACGACAGCGUCACCAAACCCGACAAGGAGAAGCAGCAGCGGGCGGAGGAGGGCAGGAGAGAAAAGGCCAAGAGACAAAAGGACGGCAGGGUGGCCAAGUCUUGAGAAACACACACACACACACACACACAUUCACACACACACACACAAAGAGAGAGAGAGAGGGAAAAAAAAAAA